This is a messenger RNA of Sinocyclocheilus anshuiensis, 1422 nucleotides long. It is a transcript of the gene ppp1r14aa, whose product is annotated as protein phosphatase 1, regulatory (inhibitor) subunit 14Aa. Gene Ontology annotation, cellular component: cytoplasm. Lineage: Eukaryota; Metazoa; Chordata; Actinopteri; Cypriniformes; Cyprinidae. Bases 85 to 537 code for a protein of 150 amino acids. The record is from RefSeq and is a predicted model, not a curated record. Gene Ontology annotation, biological process: regulation of phosphorylation. The transcript is spliced from 4 exons. Gene Ontology annotation, molecular function: protein serine/threonine phosphatase inhibitor activity.
ACUGCGCGUCACUCAGCGGUCAGCUUCGUCUGUCCGCGCGCUCCUCCAAGUGCUCAUUUUCAGACAAGCACGGGCACGUGUAACAUGGCUGAGGAGAUACAUACCGGUCAUUCCCCGGAUUUAGACAACUCUCGAGAGCACGGGAUCAACUUCCAUAAGCGGCAAUCACGCGUUACGGUAAAAUACAACCGCAAACAGCUUCAGAAAAGGUUGGACGUGGAGAGAUGGAUCGACGAAGGGUUGGACAAGCUGUACGAGGGCAAGGACAUGCCAGAGGAAGUAAAUAUUGAUGAUUUGUUGGAUCUCCCAAGUGAUGAAGAGCGAACACACAAACUACAGGUUCUUCUGCAAGCCUGCACUAGCAGCACUAAGGCUUUUAUUGCCGAGCUGUUGCAGAAGCUGCAUGGUCUCCAUAAACAGGAAGAGUUGCAGAAUGAGGGAAUAGAGCAUCCCUGUCUCCACACUUACCCCCAUCACCAUGGCAACAUCCAUCAUCACAGAGGCAACCAUCAACAUCCAACACAUCAGACACUGUGAUUGCAGUUUGGAUAAUAACACAUACUCAGGACACACAUACAAUGGAUCCAACUAGUUUAGCAACUCCGUAACUGUGAGGUGUUUGUUUACAAACUAAUAAGAGUGGUAUAUUAAUAGUGUUCAGUUGUAAAAUUGUUCAUCACUGUCGGUAAGUAAAUCUAUGCAGUAGCAUUCAUUUCUUUGCAGGGUUCUUGGUUGCUUGUUGACUGGGUUAUGAUUGAUUAGUGAAACUGGCAGUAUGCACGUUUACAUUUAAAGCUUAAUCUGGUGAUAUUGGUUGUCUUCAGGAAUCUUUGUCUCCACAAAUUCACAAUAAUAUACUAAAACAUGUUAACAAGGAAAACAAGUUAACAAGGAAAACAGGAAAGUACCAAAUCUGAGCAGUCAUUAUAUCUGUGGACAUAUUAUUAAGGUUAAUAAUGUUUAUGAAUUGGUAGAUUACAUGCAAUAAAUGUUUAAUAAAAGUAACAAUUAUUUUGAAUUUGUGUGGUGUUAAUGAAAGGUGAAGUUGAGCGUGACGUUGAGCUGGGGUGUGCUAUAACAUAUCAUCCACCAGAGGGAGAAGUAAUACAGUGGCAGACGCAUCCAUUUCUCUGUAUUUUACCUUAGUGCCUCUCACCUGUAGAUACACACUAAACAACCAGGUCUACAUGACACUAAGGCAGGUAUUGAUGGUGGUGGCUUUUAUUUACGUCUGUGUUUUUACUUCUACACCAAUUUUCAAUAUGAAAAGUUUUUGUUUUUGUUUUUUAGGUUAUGCUGAAUUGUCUGUAAAGAUUCUUUAUUAUCCAGGUCAUAAAAUGUUCUAGUACAGUCAGUCUUUUUGACUCCAGGCCCUCCUUUGUCCAAGGCCUUUGUAUCUAAGCUGAUAUAUACUUCUGGUAC